Molecule: messenger RNA, 1467 nt
Organism: Zasmidium cellare ATCC 36951
Lineage: Eukaryota; Fungi; Ascomycota; Dothideomycetes; Mycosphaerellales; Mycosphaerellaceae
Exons: 1
Coding region: 1-1467 (488 amino acids)
Biological process (GO): chromate transport
Molecular function (GO): chromate transmembrane transporter activity
Source: RefSeq, a predicted model, not a curated record
AUGUCUACAAGACUCGCCCGAAUGCGCGACCUGGUCAUCCGAGGCCGCAAGGCUCUGCUACCAGACGGAGGGACAAUCUCCAAAAUCCCACUCCUCGACAUGCUCGCCCAUAACUGGCACCUCGGAUUCAUCUCCUUCGGCGGCCCUACCGUGCACUUCCAAAUGUUCCGAGAGCUGUUUGUCGAGAAGUAUGGCUGGCUUGACGACACAGCGUACGACGAGCUGUUUGGUCUCUGCCAGGCGCUGAGUGGGCCCGGUUCGACGAAGAUGCUCUACAUCAUCAAUGUAAUGCACUACGGCUUUGACUGUGGAGUUGCAGCGUUCUUUGUCUGGAGUCUGCCCAUGGCGAUCGCCUCUUGGGGUCUUGCGAUGGGCGUGGGACAGAUACAGGAUGAAUUACCUGGACCGGCUUACGCAUUGCUCAGUGGGCUGAAUUCGGCGACUGUGGGAAUCGUUGCUCUUGCUGCCGUGCAGCUAAGUCAGAAGGCUAUCACAGAUCGCCUGACGAGGACGAUUGUGUUUCUUGGGGGAACUGCGGGAAUGCUCUAUAAUGCUCUGUGGUACUUUCCUGUGCUGAUCGCUGUUGGGGGCUUGAUGACGACCAUAUCGGAUUUACGGCUCGUUCAGCGUAGCUGGCGGGCCUUGUCAAGGGACCAACCUCCUCCACGUCAGGCAGACGACGAUAUCAACCUGGAGACACUUGAGCAGCGCCGUGAAGCCUCCUCUGUGCGCCACCGGACAUCUCGACAAGAUGAAGCACAACCUCCUCAAGAACAGCAAUCUCAAAGCAAGCUCCUCUCCUGGAAGACCGGUGUCAUCGUUCUGACGUCCUUCUUCGUCUCCUUCGCCAUCGUCAUGGCCUGCAGAGGAAUCUACUCCGACAGAAAUCGUGCCUUCGACCUCUUCGCGAACAUGUACCUCGCAGGCACGAUCAUCUUCGGCGGCGGCCCAGUGGUCAUCCCUCUUCUCCGAGAAUACAUCGUCACGCCCGGCUGGGUCUCAUCGCGAGACUUCCUGCUUGGACUAGCCAUAGUGCAGGCUUUCCCGGGACCGAACUUCAACUUUGCGGUUUACCUGGGAGCGCUGGCGGUCCAAGGCUCUUCCACGCCAACUAUAGGGGGUGCAGCCACUGCCUUCCUUGGGAUCUUCGUCCCGGGAAUGUGGCUCGCCACCGGUCUUCUGGGGAUAUGGUCCUCUGUUCGCAAAGCUCACGCGGUCCGCGCAGCUUUGAGGGGCGUGCAUGCAGCUGCGGUGGGAUUGGUCUUCACAGCGGUCUACCGGUUGUUCGAGAUUGGGUAUCUUGACGCUGAAGUGAGGAAUGGAGGCAGCCUUAGUAGGGAUCCGUGGUGGGUGGUUAUUGUAGCGACGAGCUUUGUUGGGGGUAUGCACUACAAGCUUCCUCCUCCUGCUGCGAUCUUGCUGGGUGCGGUCAUGGGUUUGAUCUGGUAUGCUGUCGUUCGCGCAUGA